AUGCCGUCAUCCACCACCACAAGCCCUGACUCCAUUUUCUCCGAUGAGUCCAGUUUCUACGGUGACGCCGAUGAACAAGCCCGUCUGGAAGAGCUAGUAGCUACCUACGAUCCAGAACCCUACUGGUCAGAUACACACCCCUACCAGCUCUCCACGCGUCAGUACGAGCAAUACGCUGCGAAGAAUCCACCACCAACCAAGAAAGAGCCUCUCCCCUCCACCAAAUCCCCACAAUACCUACCGCCCAACCGCCGCGGAGCAAACGAAUCAGUCCCACACUUCCUCUCGCGGCUCCCGCCGUCCACUACCCAAGUCGGCGAAACGGGCCCGUGGAUCUGGGCAUACGGGGAUCCAUCAACACGCAAGACAGAGGAUUGCGACUCAUCCGAGCUCGUCCGGCGGGGCACGGAGCUGCUACGCGAAUACGAAGACGAAAGCGCCUCGCUGCGCGCCGCGCUCGAUGCCUCCGGCGCGAAGACGACCGCGCCACUCACGCGGAAAUUGAAUGUUCUCCGACGAGGGCUGGAAACGAAUAUCGCCUCCGUGGCGCGAGAGACAAGGACGCUGUGCGGGAAGUGGAUGCUUUUCCCUACUGUGGACCGGGUGGAUUCCGUUUGGAGUACUGUGGUCCAGGCCAUGGAGGACGGUCGACUAGGCGAUACUGCCAAGGUUGCGCCAGAUGAUGGAAGCGGUGGAGGGCAGGCGCGCUUGAUUUGUGUGUAUACGGCGAAUUACGAGGAUAAGGAGGAUGUGAAGCGCGUGCUGAAUGGAUUGGUGGAUGUAGGGUUGGUUAAUGUGGAUCAAAGACCGAUUUACUACAAGUGCGAUGCAUAUACGUUGCUGGAUAUCAAGUCGAAGAAUGACUUUGGGCUGAAGGCGAGUUUGUUUUCCAGUCGGGAUGUGCUUUCAGGGAAGAUUUGA
Molecule: messenger RNA, 921 nt
Organism: Penicillium lagena
Lineage: Eukaryota; Fungi; Ascomycota; Eurotiomycetes; Eurotiales; Aspergillaceae
Product: DUF1917 domain-containing protein
Exons: 2
Coding region: 1-921 (306 amino acids)
Source: RefSeq, a predicted model, not a curated record